UGCUGUGUUCCACCAGCAUUUUGUGUGUGUUGCUAUGUUUGAAGAACCGCACUAGGAACGUUACAGGCCCCAGGAAUUGACAAUAAAUUCAAAGCAUUCAGUUUUAUUUUCAGUAUUUGUAGUGUGUUUUAUCUUACUGUUCCUGCAUUGAUUUCUCUGUCUCCUCCGUCCUGAUUCAUCUCCCUCAAUUUAUACAUCCUCCACAGUGAUUAAUCAUGCUUCACCAUCCUCUCUCAGCCAGCAGCAGCUCCACUUAUUCAGCCUGUGCCGGCUUCCCCUGUUCUUUGGCUGCCUUCUACCAUCACUGCAAGACUUGCGUCCAAAACCACGAAGCAGACAGGGAAAACCCUGUGGACACGACCCAACCUGCAAGCUGCCCGCACCAAAAGCUCUCUAUAUUGCACAGUUAUUAAAACUUUUAACUCCUUUGUAAAAGUUUCUUCCCCCCCCCCCCCGGGGCAGUUAAUCUGAUCAACCAUUCUAAUUAUUCCCUUACCACCUUCUACCUAUUACCCAGUCACUGCACUGCACUGUAAAUGUUAAACCUCUUCUUAUAAUGUUGUUUACACUGUAAAUACAUGCUGGCAUUUAUGUAUCUAUGCACAUUUUAUUCCAUAUGUCCACCUCUGCCUCUAACUUUAUUUUUAUAUGAUUCUUUAUUCUUUAUAAUUGUUGAAUGUUGCUGUUUUUUGUUGCAUGUCACACCCUAAGCAACACACGGCAGUAACUAGGGAUGACUCUUCCCUGGUCUCUACCCAUGAAGAUCGAGAGGGACACUAAUUCAGCUGGGCAUCAGUGAUGGUGCAAGCAAACACACGACAUGCAAGAGAAUUCCUAGAAGCAUGACUUUCCGCAAACAAUUUUAGAAACAGAUAUGUAGACCUCAAUCCCAUUUAUAAGCCGAUGCGGGCAAAAUUCCAGACAGCACAUAUUGUUCACCAUGCAACCAAUCAGCAAAGAAAUCCCCUCCCUAUGUCACAAUUGAGUUUCUGUAAUGAUAACCAAUCAACUGGUUUAAGAGCAUACUAAAGCCAAGAAUUUGGAGGACACACCACAAGUGAUGAUGUCCUCGUGAAACAGUUGCAAAGAGAUUGCCAAGUUUGGAGAACAACUCAACCCAACCCCACCACAGCAAAUUCUGAAUACAUGAAGAUGUAUAUGGUGAAUAAAGUUUACCUUUCAUCCUUGAUCCUCCUAUUUUGCAACUUAAUACCUCUUUGAUUUGAUUAAGACCACAAGACCAUAAGAUAUAGGAGUAGAAUUAGGCCAUUUGGCCCAUCGAGUCUGCUCUGUGAUUCCAUCAAUGCCCUGGAUCCGGAGGACAAGGCCCUGUACUUUCAUUGGGUGACGAUGGAGGUGCGCAAUGGAUUGUUGUUCUCGCCGUGGCAGUUUUUCGAUGGUGACAGACACCUCUUGCACCUGGUGGUCCCCCUGGGGGGGAGGGGGGCUUCAUGCCACGGUGCUGCAGUGGGGGUGGGUUAGUGGGGGACGGCCAUUUUGAGGUUAUAAAGACAUUGGGCAAGCGGUGCAAAUGCUUCCGUUAGCCUGGGUACAGGCAGGAAGUGGAGCUGUUCAGGCACCACUGCAAAGGGGCCGGGGCGCUAGCCUAGGACGCCAAUGUGGCAGGACUUGGAGGGGGCCCCAGUAUGGGACUACUACCCCACCUGGAAGAAGGGACAAUCUCUCACACUUGGAAGCCACUGGAAGGGACUGGGAGGUGUGCUCAACCACAUCAAAACGCGGUAUAUCAGGUACAGUUGCCUGAGCAGUGGAAGGCAAUUGUGCUGCACUGGGACCACCCCCAGAGACCACCUACCCAGCGAGGCUGACGGAAAGAAAAGACCCUCCGGGUGCUCUGCCUCUUGCCUCAUAAAACUUUGCAUCCCAUGGGAGGGGUGGGGCUACAGAAACCUUACAGCCCCACAGAAGGUGGCAUCAACCACCGCCAAGACUUCUGGACCUUGUUGUGGACUCUGGUGUAGCUGGGGAUGGCUGACCCUCCAGGUGGGGGUAGUGUGGCACUCUGGUGGGGGGGGGGGGUGGCGGUGGGCAUGAUUGACUGCAUUGCUAGUGGCCAGCGCUACCUAUGGUUCUUCUUUUAAAAUCCGUUCGUGGGAUUAUAGUGAGAUGUUCAAGUUCAUCUGAUGAUACAUUUUAGCUUGGAUUAUACAGUUAUUCACUUGUGUGUUUGUGGGUCACCCUGACUGUAACUGAUGUGUGUAAUAAUCACUUCCCUCCUGCCUGUAUGUGAUUGAGUGGAUUCUUGCCCCAGGACUUAGCACCCUGUCUGUUUUUGUGUUUGUCGCAGUAAUAUGGCUGUUGAGUUAAAUGAGCCCUGUACUUUGCAGCAUUCAUUUUACCCUCUACCUUACAAGCUUUCCAGGGCCUCCUGGAGUGAAGCAUUAUUACAAAAUAAUGCAGGCACUACCAAGCUUCAUGUUAAGAACAGUGUGUUUUUGAUGACAUGUGGUCUUCAUCUUACGCCAAAGUGUUUAGUCUGAUGGCCAAAAAGCUCAAGUUUGGUUUCAUGAGACCAUAAAACCUUCUUUCAGCUGACUUCAGAGUCUCCCACAUGCCUUCUGGCAAAUUCUAGCUGAGAUUGCAUGUGAAUAUCAUUCAACAAUGACUUUUUUUGCCACUUUCCCAUAAAGUUGUGACUGGUGAAGCACCCAGGCAACAGUGGUCAAGUGAGCAGUUUCUUCCAUCUCAGCCACUGAAGCCUGUAACUCCUCCAGAGUUGUCAUAGGUCUCUUGGUGGCCUCCCUCACUACUCCCCUUAGAACCAUAGAACAUUACAGCACAGAAACAGGCCUUUCCACCCUUCUUGGCUGUGCCGAACCAUUUUCUGCCUUGUCUCACUGACCUGCACCCAGGCCAUAUCCCUCCAAACCCCUCUCAUCCAUGUACCUGUCCAAGUUUUUCUUAAAUGUCAAAAGUGAGCCCGCAUUCACCACUUGAUCUGGUAGCUCAUUCCACACUCCCACCACUCUCUGCGUGAAGAAGCCUCCCCUAAUGUUCCCUUUAAACUUUUCCCCCUUCACCCUUAACCCAUGACCCCUGGUUUUUUUCUCCCCUAGCCUCAGUGGAAAAAGCCUGCUUGCAUUCACUCUAUCUAUACCCAUCAUAAUUUUAUACACCUCUAUCAAAUCUCCCCUCAUUCUCCUACGCUCCAGGGAAUAAAGUCCUAACCUAUUCAACCUUUCUCUGUAACUCAGUUUCUCAAGUCCCAGUAACAUCUUUGUAAACCUAUCCUGGACCCUUUCAACCUUAUUUAUAUUCUUCCUGUAAUUAGCUGACCAAAACUGCACACAAUACACCAAAUUUGGUCCACCAAUGUCUUAUUCAACUUCACCAUUACAUUCCAACUCUUAUACUCAGUACUUUGAUUUAUGAAGGCCAAUGUACCAAAAGCUCUCUUUACAAUCCUACCUACCUGUGACGCCACUUUUAGGGAAUUAUGUAUCUGUACUCCCAGAUCCCUUUGUUCUACUGCACUCCUCAGUGUCCUACCAUUUACCUUGUAUGUUCUAUCUUGGUUUGACCUUCCGAAGUGCAAUACCUCACACUUGUCCGCAUUAAACUACAUCUGCCAUUUUUCAGCCCAUUCCUCCAACUAGUUCAAAUCCCUCUGCAAGCUUUGAAGACCUUCCUCACUGUCCACUACACCUCCAAUCUUUGUAACAUCAGCAAAUUUGCUGAUCCAAUUUACCACAUUAUCAUCCAGAUCAUUGAUAUAGAUGACAAAUAACAAUGGACCCAGCACUGAUUCCUGUGGCACACCACUAGUCACAGGCCUCCACUCAGAGUAGCAAUCCUCCACUACCACUCUUUGGCUUCUUCCAUUGAGCCAAUGUCUAAUCCAAUUUACUACCUCUUCAUGUAUACCUAGUGACUGAAUCUUCCUAACUAACCUCCCAUGCGGGACCUUGUCAAAAGCCUUUCUGAAGUCGAUGUAUGCAACAUCCACUGCCCUCCCUUCAUCCACUUUCCUGGUAACUCCCUCGAAAAACUCUAAUAGAUUGGUUAAACAUGACCUACCAUGCACAAAGCCAUGCUGACUUUUUUUUAAUAAGUCCCUGUCUAUCCAAAUACUUGUAGAUCCUAUCUCUUAGUAUUCCUUCCAAUAAUUUACCUACUACUGAUGUCAAACUUACCGGCCUAUAAUUUCCCAGCUUAUUUUUUUAGCCUUUUUUAAACAACGGAAUUACAUGAACUAUCCUCCAAUCCUCUGGCACCUGACCCGUGGAUAUCGACAUUUUAAAUAUUUCUGCCAUUUCGACACUAGUCUCCAUCAAGGCCCGAGGGAAUACCCUGUCAGGUCCUGGGGAUUUAUCUACUCUGAUUUGCCUCAAGACAGCAAACACCUCCUCCUCUUUAAUCUGUAUAAGUUCCAUGACCUCCCUACUUGUUUGCCUUGUUUCCAUAGACUCCAUUCCAGUUUCCUUAGUAAAUACAGAUGCAAAAAACCCAUUUAAUAUCUCUCCCAUUUCUUUCGGCUCCAUACAUAGCCGACCACUCUGAUCUUCAAGAGGACCAAUUUUAUCCCUUACUAUCCUUUUGCUCUUAACAUACCUGUAGAAGCUUCCUGCACAGUCACUCAGUGUUUGAAGGUGGCCUGCUCUAGGCAGAUUUACAGCUCUGCCAUAUUCUUUCCAUUUCUUGAUGAUUGACUUAACUGUACUCCAAGAGAUGGUCAGUGACUUGAAAAUUUUCUUGUAUCCACCUCCUGAUUUGUGCUUUUUAAUGACCUUUUCACGGAGCUGCUAGGAGUGUUCUUUUGACUUCACGGUGUAGUUUUUGCCAGGAUACUGACUCACCAGCAGUUGGACCUUCCAGAUGCAGGUGUAUUUUUACUACAAUCAAUCGAAACACCUUGACUGCACACGGUGAUCUCUAUUUAACUAAUUAUGUGACUUCUAAAACCAAUCGGCUGCACCAGUGAUGGUUUGGUGUGUCGUAUUAAAGGGGGUAAAUACUGAUGCAAUCAGUGUUUUGUAUUUUUAAUUAAUUUAGAUUACUUUGUAGAGAUCUGUUUUCACUUUGACACGAAGGAGUCUUUUUCCGUGGAUCAGUGUCAAAAAAGCCAAAUUAAAUCCACUGUGAAUCAAUGUUGUAAAACAAAAAAACGUGAAAUCUUCUGGGGGGGGGGAUGUAAAGUUUUUAUAGGCACAGUACUUCAAUAAUAAAUGCAUUUUGAAUCUUGAAUCAUUGAAUCACUUCCUGGUGGUGCUACCAUGUUCUCGGGCUCUUAAUUCUACUGUACCUCUCUUAGUUAUUCCACGAUUGACUCUUUAACAUUUCUGUUUGCACCACUUCAGAUUACACUAUUAUUACACCAAUACCAUUGUUUUAUGCUCACUGUAUUUAUAGAUGUAUUUAUGAAUACAUGUUGUAGACUGUUUACUCUGUAAGCUUUAAGUGAGUAAGGCAUUCCAUUGCUCUGUGGUGUUGUUUGGCAAUAAACUGAUCCAAAUCUGAAACCAGAAAAGCUAAUUCAUUAACUGGCUGGUUCAUCAGCUUUCUUCGUACCUGUGCAAAGCCCUAGAAAGUGGGUGGCACAGUAGCAUAGUGGCUAGCACAAACCCUUUACAGUACCAGCGACCCGGGGUUCAAUUCCCAUCACUGCCUGUCAGGAAUUUGUACAUUCUCCCUGUGACGACAUGGGUUUCCUCCAGGUGCUCCCACAGCCCAAAGAUGUGCCAGUUGGCAGAUUAAUUAGUAUUGUAAAUUGUUCCGUGAUUAGGGUAGGGUUAAAUCAGGAGUGGGCGGUGCAACUCAAAGGACCUACUCUGUUUUAAUAAAAUAUUUCAAUACUCAUAUUUCAAUAAAAUAAAGUCAAGAUAAUCCUUGCCAUCCUCAUCCCCCUGCCUCCUGUAAAAAUAGGAACAUUUUGUAGUUGCAGUUGUUUCACAAUAUUGGUGAGGCUGCACCUGAAGUACUGUGCACAGUUUCAGCCAUCCUGUUGUAGGAAAGAUGUUACUAAACUGAAAAGAGUACAAAAAAGAUUUACAGAAAUGUUUGUAGGAUGCGAGGACCCAAGUUAUAGGGAGAGGCUGGCCAGAUUCAAUCCUUAUUCCUUGGAAAUGUCUCGAGACUGAAGUGUGACCUUAUAGAGGUACAUAAAAUCAAGGGGGGCAUGGAUGCACAGUCCUUUUCCCCAUGGAGAAAACAAGUUUUCUUUAAGAUUGAGAGAAGAUUUAGAAGGGAUCUGAGAGGAAACUUCUUCAUACAGAGGGUGGUCUGUAUAUGGAGCUAGAGGAAGUGAUUAAGGUAGGUAUAACAGCAACAUUUAAAAGACAUCUGGACAGAUACACGGAUAGGAUAGGUUUCAAAAGAUGUGAGGGACUAGCUUAGAUGAGCAUCUCGGAUGGCAUAGAUUGAUCAUCAGACCAUGAUACAGGAACAGUAUUAGGCCAUUUGGCCCAUUGAGUCUGCUCUGCCAUUUCAUCGAGGCUGAUCCAUUUUCCCUCUCAGCCCCGAUCUCCUGCCUUCUCCCUGUAUCCCUCCUUCAUGCCCUGAAUAAUCAACCUCUGUCCUACAUGAGACUCUCCCACAAUGGGAAACAUCCUCUCCACAUCCACUCUGUCGAGGAUUGCUUGGGCCGAAGCUCUGUCAGCCAUUGCCUGAAAAUCCAUCCCAAAGUGAGAUGAACUGAACAAAGUGUGUGACCCUUUCAGCACACUUUGCCCUGGUCUGAAAUUGGGCUCUCCUCAUGGCUACAUCUCAGUUUCAGUUUGAUUGAGUUGAACUUCCAGGCAUUAUGGGUCUUUCUCGAGAGGAUGUCCUUGCCAGAAAAAUCCCAUUCUCUUGAGAAUACACAUUUAUCCAAGCUCACGCCACGUGGCAGCAGUUGAAUCAGAGAGAGAGAGUACACUGAAUAAAGAACAUGAUUUUAUUCUUGACGCAGCUAAUUUGAAUUCCUUUCAAACCCACAAAGUUUAUUUCUGACUUUUGGAUUGACUUGGCUUGGGGUCAAGUCCAAGUGAACUCAACGAGUAUAAUCAUACUGCAAAAUAUCUUUCAAUGAAACAGAACUGAUGUGGAAAUGUAAAAUUAACACAGCUGUUCACUUGGAGAGAGGGGCUGGAACUGAGCACUCACUUGGUACACUCAAGCAAUCUACCCCACGUCUCUCUGCAACUUUAUUUAGAGAUACAGCACGGUAACAGGCUCUCGCUGUCCAAUUACUCCCAUAUUUCCAAUUAACCUACUAACCUGUGUAUCUUUAGGAUGUGGGAGAAAACCUGGAAAAAACCCAUGCGAACACAGGGAGAAUGUACAGACUCCUUUUAGACAGCGAAAGGAAGCAAACACUGACUGUACAGCUGGCACUGCUCGAUGAAGUGAUCCCCUGAUUUACAAUAGGUCUCAUCGGGAGGAGGCCGCAUCAGGAUCACUGGAGAACACAGACAACCUCAGCCGAUUCGCAGGUUUCUUCCAGGAGUCAAGGAUUCGUAACGAUAAUUUAUUUUAAAGUACAAACAAGCACACAAAUACCAAACAAAUUAAACAGAGAGCAAAGAACUGAAGCUACGAUGAAUGAAAAGCAACCAGAAGUCGAAGAUAAAAGAUUGGGCCUCUGAAAAAUACACCACUUUAUAACUGAGAUCCCUUGCUCCCCACAGUCGCUCACUGAGACACUACCAGCAAUUUACAACGGCCGGUUGGCCCACUGACCAGCGUACCUGAGUGAUGAGGGAAGAAAGCAGAGCACCCGGAGGAAACAAAUGCACCCACAGGGAGAACAUGCAAACUCCACAAAAGCAGCACUGGAGGUUGGGGUCGAACUUGGGGUCUUUGGCACUGUGAGUUGUAGAGUCAUACAGCACUACAGCAUAAAAACAGUCUCUUUGGCCCAUCUAGUCUGUGCCGAACUGUUAUUCUGCCUAGUCCCAUCAACCCCUACCAUGACCGUUAUCCCUCCAUACUCUUCCCAUUCAUGUACGGAUCCACAUUCCUCUUAAACAUUGAAAUCAAACCCACAUCCAUCACUUCUGCUGCCAGCUUGUUUCACACUCUCACCACUCUCUGAAUGAAGAAGUACCUCCUCUUAAAUAUUUCACCUUUCGCCCUUAAUCUAUCACCUCUGUUUCUAGUCUUGCCUAACUUAGUGGAGAAAUCCUACUUGUGUUUACCCAUCUAUACCCCUCAUACUUCUGUACACCUCCAUCAAAUCUCCCCUCAUUCCCCUAUGCUCCAGGUGAAGUCCUAAAGUCCUAACCCGGGGGUCGGCAACCUGCGGCUCCCGAGCCAUUUGUGGCUCUUUCACCUCUGUGCUGCGGCUCCCUGUGGCUUUGGGAAAUAAUUGGUCAGUAUUUAAUUAAAAUGUAUUUUAUGUUAGUUUGUUAGCUUUUGAAAUGUAAUUCUAAAUUUGAAGAUUAUGGUGAUCUUGUACAAUCUAAGUGUGGCGACACAUUUCCUGGCACAUCCGAAACGGCUCACAAUUAGCCAGCAUUCCGGCUAAGGGAGAUAGCCUACGGGGGUUUGUGAGUACGCGUCUUUUGCAGCAUCUGCGUCCAUGGGGGCUGGGUUGAGGGAGGCUUAAAAGCAAGGCUGUUUAGUUCGAAUAAAGUUAUUCGACUGCAGUUUACUGACUGCGUGAGCACACCGCUACAACGUGUUUUUAUCGCUAUUAAUAUACGUCACCACUGCCAAUACCUGACACCCGCCAGUGCGCGAUUUCUUUAAUUUUUCGAUCCAAGGUAAGCCAACUAUGGAGAAUUCUAAAAAAAGAAAAGUGACUGAAGAAAACAGAACGUUUAAUGAUACUUGGACAGAUUCAUUUGCUUUCACUGUUGACGAGACUGGUUUACCGGUAUGCUUAAUAUGCAAUGAGAAACUAGCAAACAACAAAAAGUCAAAUGUCGCAAGGCAUUUCCAGAGUAAACACGCAGCCUUUGCUCAAAAAUAUCCGGAUGGAGAUGAGAGAAAAAAAGCCGUUUCGGAACUGAUGCGGAAGGUUGAUCUGAGCAAAAAUCAUUUCCAGAAAUGGAUGAAGUCUGGAAAAUCAACGACAUACGCCAGUUAUAUUGCCGCUCAGGAAAUAGUCAGGCACGGGAAGCAGUUUACAGAUGGUGAAUAUAUAAAAGAAUCUUUCAUUAAGAUUUCAGAACAUCUAUUCACGGACUUUAAAAACAAGAGUGAAAUUGUGCAGAAAAUCAGGGAUAUGCCCCUCUCUGCAAAGACUGUCAAAGACAGAACCAUAAAAAUGGCAGAAGACAUCACAAGACAGCAAAUUAAAGACAUCAAUUCAGCUGUGGCCUACUCGAUUGCCUGUGACGAGUCUAAAGACAAAGGUGAUAUUGAACAAAUAGCGUUGUUCUGCCGGUAUGUAAACUCUGCCGGGCCACAGGAAGAACUGAUUGAGUUGAUACCUCUAAAAGACCAAACACGGGGGGAGGACAUCUGUGAGGCUGUCUUGAAUUGUUUAAGAGCCAAAGGAAUAAAGACCACCCAUCUGGUGUCAGUAGCUACUGAUGGGGCUCCGAAUAUGACGGGAACGCACAAGGGAUUUGUGGCUUUACUGCAGAAGUCGCUGGACAGAAAGCUGCUGACUUUUCACUGCAUCUUGCACCAAGAGGCACUGUGCGCUCAAACAUUUCCUCCGGAAUGCACAGAAGUAAUGGAUGUUGUCAUUCAGAUUGUCAAUAAAAUAAUGGCAAAAAGUUUAAAUCACCGUCAAUUCCGUUUGUUACUGGACGAGAUGGAAAGCGCAUAUUCUGAUCUCCUGCUGCACAACAAAGUCCGGUGGCUGUCCAAAGGGGAGGUGCUGAAACGUUUUGUUGCGUGUCUGGAAGAAGUGAAAACUUUCCUGGGCAGCAAAGGGCUCACCUUUCCUGAGCUGGAACAGCCAGAGUGGCUGGAAAAGCUACACUUCAUGGUAGACAUGACAGCGCACCUGAACACGCUGAACACAGCUCUUCAGGGGAAAGGACGCACAGCCCUGCACAUGUUGGAGGAUGUUUUGGCAUUCGAGCGCAAGUUGACAGUGCUUGCCAGAGAUUUACAGAAAGGCACUUUGUCUCACUUCCCCAAUUUGAGAGAGUUCAAACAAGGUCACGACAUGAUAAUUUCGGAGUAUUUACAUUCUGCAAUCAUCGCAAUGCAAACAUCAUUUGGGAAACGCUUCUGUGAGUUCAGAGAGGAAAAAAACACAUUAUCCUUCCCGGUCACUCCCUUAAGCAUCGAUCCUUCCCUACUGAAUACGACUGCAUUGGCAGGUGUGAGUCAACCUGAUCUUGAGAUGGAACUGGCCGACAUAGCCGACAAAGACAUAUGGGUGUCCAAGUUUAGACGCUUGACAGCAGACCUUGAAGAUGUUGCCCGUCAGAAGGCCGUUCUUGCUCAGAAUCACAAAUGGAGUGAUAUUGAAAACCUUCCAAAACCGGACAAACUUGUGUUCGAAACAUGGAAUGCUAUGCCCGACAUUUAUGUAAACAUGAAAAAGUAUGCGCUUGGAGUCCUGUCGAUCUUUGGAUCCACAUAUGUAUGUGAGCAGGUGUUCUCCAACAUGAACUUUAUUAAAAACAAACAUCACGCACGCCUCACAGAUGACAGCUUGCGAUCCUGUGUAAAGAUGAAGGUGACGUCAUACAGCCCUGAUGUGCAGACGCUGUGCGCUGAGGUCCAGGAGCAGAAAUCCCAUUAACCAAGUAUGAUAAAUAUUUUAAUUGCCUAUUAUUUUAUGUAUAUUCAUAUUUUUUCAUUGUUCAGUGAAAUAGUCCUUUUAUUUUUCAGGCUGACAGCUGGCUGAUGUUAUUUUUGGUUUGCUGCUGGCGGCAAAUUUAAGUUUGGCGUUUUUCAU
Molecule: messenger RNA, 10804 nt
Organism: Hypanus sabinus (Atlantic stingray)
Lineage: Eukaryota; Metazoa; Chordata; Chondrichthyes; Myliobatiformes; Dasyatidae
Product: general transcription factor II-I repeat domain-containing protein 2-like
Exons: 3
Coding region: 8714-10648 (644 amino acids)
Source: RefSeq, a predicted model, not a curated record